UUAAUGGCGAUCACCAAUGACGGGUCGUCUGAUGAAAACUGACGUUUCUAGUUAUCAUUUAGGAUAUUAGUAGAUACUGUGUUUACGUAAACAUGACGGGACUUUUACCCAGCUACCAGCGAUUUGUUAAUGGGGUUCCCGUGCCGUCCAUUUCUAGACGAUCGUUUCGUCUUCGUGAAAAAUAUUUGAUUAUUUCUGUACUUUUGACAUUUGCUGUCGUGUGGCUAGGCGCAUUAUUUUAUUUGCCCGAGUUCAAAAGUUCUACAAGUGUGAAUGAUAGUGUUUAUAAUGUUUACAAACGUAUUCAGAAAGCAGGACCAGAACUUCUUAUGCCUCCACCGCUCGCUCAGAAUGAAGUCGGUGACUUUCCCGUUGUUGGUAUCGUUCGUCAUAGAGAAGACGGGGAUGAUCCCCACGUAGUCGAAGAUAGGAACCGUUUACGCGCGAAGAUAGACGAGGAAAUGGGUAUGAAAGUGCUUGAAAGGCCACAAUUUGAUGUGGCACCCUCUGUCUCAUCUUCAAAGGGACCAAGCAAGCCUCCCGUUAAUGCCAUUGAGGAACCUGAAUUAGGAAAUAAUGCAGCAAGCAAAGAUAUACCGGUAUCAGACUUAAAAAUGGAGGGUUCUGAGAAGAAGUAUGUGGUUCCCGCUAUAGACCCAAGUACAGACCCUGAUGUCAUACAAAAAAGGAACACCGUUAAAGAGAUGAUGCGUCACGCGUGGAACAACUACAAACUGUACGCAUGGGGUAAAAACGAACUGAAGCCGAUAUCGAAGCGUGCUCACUUGACCAGCGUGUUCGGUGGCGGAGACCUGGGGGCUACCAUCGUCGACGGUAUGGACACGCUCUACAUCAUGGGCCUCAUGGACGAGUUCAGAGAGGGAAGGGACUGGAUAGCUGAACAUUUCCAUAUCAACGAAAUCGACACUGAUCUGUCAGUCUUCGAAACGACGAUCCGCUUCGUGGGCGGUCUACUCUCCUGCUACGCGCUGACCGGAGACACAGUGUUCCGCGACAAGGCCGCAGAGGUUGCCGACGCGUUGCUGCCAGCCUUCGAGACGCCUACUGGUCUCCCUUACGCCCUUAUCAAUCCCUCUAAUAAGGCAAAUCGCCAGUAUCACUGGGCGGGUGCAAACAGUAUUCUGUCUGAAGUGGGCACUCUACACAUGGAAUUCACUUACUUGAGUGAUGUCACUGGCAAGGAAGUUUACAGGCAGAAGGUAGAUCGUAUACGCGAAGUUCUUCACAACAUUCAAAAACCAGACGGCCUCUAUCCCAACUACAUCAACCCUAGGACAGGACAGUGGGGACAAAGGCACACGUCUCUCGGAGCUCUAGGUGACUCUUUCUACGAGUACUUGUUGAAGGCGUGGUUGGUGUCCAACGGCGAGGAUGAGCAGGCUCGCGUGAUGUUCGACGAGGCCAUGCAGGCGGCGCUCGAAAAAAUGCUGAGGAUAUCGCCCUCGGGCCUGGCCUACCUCGCCGAGGUCAAGUACGGCAGGGUAUUUGAGGAAAAAAUGGACCAUCUCUCUUGUUUCGCGGGCGGCAUGUUCGCGCUGGCGUCCACCUCGCUGGAGAACUCGCAGUCGGAGCGCUACAUGGACGUGGCGCGCCAGCUCACGCGCACGUGCCACGAGAGCUACGACCGCGCCGACACCAAGCUCAGCCCCGAGGCCUUCCGAUUCUCGGGUGCAGUAGAGGCUAGAGCUAUGAAGAGUAACGAAAAAAUGUACUUAUUGCGGCCUGAAACCUUCGAGAGCUACUUCAUCAUGUGGCGUCUCACCAAGGACCAGAAAUACCGCGACUGGGGGUGGGAGGCUGUCCAGGCUCUGGAGAAGCACUGCCGCGUGGAGGGCGGCUACACGGGGCUGCUGAACGUGUACCGCGCGCCGGCGCCCGGCGACGACGUGCAGCAGAGCUACUUCCUGGCCGAGACGCUCAAGUACUUAUACCUCCUAUUUUCUGAUGACUCGCUAAUCUCUCUCGACGAGUGGGUGUUCAACACUGAAGCUCAUCCGUUUCCCAUUAAAGGCAAGAAUCCCCUCUACCGAGCGGCAGACAAACUAGCAAUAUCCGGAAACGAUGACAACCAGGUCUGA
Messenger RNA from Melitaea cinxia (Glanville fritillary), 2099 nucleotides. RefSeq names its product mannosyl-oligosaccharide alpha-1,2-mannosidase IA (gene alpha-Man-Ia). Bases 93 to 2099 code for a protein of 668 amino acids. NCBI's taxonomy places the organism in Eukaryota, Metazoa, Arthropoda, Insecta, Lepidoptera, Nymphalidae. Gene Ontology annotation, biological process: carbohydrate metabolic process; N-glycan processing. The transcript is spliced from 10 exons. Gene Ontology annotation, cellular component: endoplasmic reticulum; Golgi membrane. Gene Ontology annotation, molecular function: mannosyl-oligosaccharide 1,2-alpha-mannosidase activity; calcium ion binding. The record is from RefSeq and is a predicted model, not a curated record.